UUGAUUGAUUGAUUUGUUUUUAUUAUUUGGAUCAGUUAUUAUGCGCACUUUAUUUUUUAAGAAUGACUUUAGUUCAACCAGCCGGAGAUAUGUGCGUGAAGAUCCGCGAAGAAUUGCGCGAACCCAAUGACGAGGAGGCAGUCAACAGGGACUUGGCCAGCGUCAAGGAAUGGCUCAAGCUUCAACCACAUUUGCCUAAGGAUAUGGAUGAUCAGCGCAUCAAGACCUUCUUACGCGGUUGCAAAUUCAGUUUGGAGAAAGUUAAGAGGAAACUGGACAUGUACUACACCAUGAGAAAUGCCGUACCAGAAUUCUUUGCUGAUCGUGACGUCAACAGACCAGAACUUAAAGAAGUUAUGGAUGUUGUUAACAUGCCACCACUGCCAGGACUGACCCCAGCUGGAAGAAGAGUAGUAAUGAUGAGAGGUUUGGACAAAGACAUCAUGACCCCAAGCGUAUCCGCUGCCAUGAAGUUGGCUUUGAUGAUUGGAGAUAUCAGACUUAAAGAGGAACAGACUGGUGUAGCUGGUGAUGUCUACGUUUUAGACGCCAGCGUAGCCACACCUGGACACUUUGCCAAAUUCACACCUGGAUUAGUCAAGAAGUUUCUGGUUUGCGUACAGGAAGCCUAUCCAGUAAAACUGAAGGAAGUCCAUGUCAUCAACACAUCUCCAUUGGUUGAUACCAUUGUCAAUUUCGUUAAACCCUUCCUCAAGGAAAAAAUUCGUCAACGUAUUCACUUCCAUGGCAAUGGAGAAGAAGGUCUUCAAAGUUUGUACAAAUUCAUUCCACAAGAAAUGCUGCCAGAAGAAUAUGGCGGUAAAGCUGGAUCUUUGAAGGAUAUCCAUGAAUCUUGGCGCCAAAAGAUGAACGAGUACGGACCAUGGUUCAAGGAGCAGGAAGCCUCCAAAGCCAAUGAGGCUUUGAGACCAGGAGCACCAAAGACUGCUGAUGAUCUCUUCGGCGUCGAGGGCAGCUUCAGAAAGCUGGUCAUCGAUUAAAAAAUUUAAAACGUUUUUAAUAAUAAAAAGCGAUACUUUUCGUUCAUCGUUUCGUUUUUCGAUUAGUGAUAGAUCUGA
This is a messenger RNA of Ctenocephalides felis (cat flea), 1079 nucleotides long. RefSeq names its product alpha-tocopherol transfer protein-like. Gene Ontology annotation, cellular component: membrane. Gene Ontology annotation, molecular function: phosphatidylinositol bisphosphate binding. The record is from RefSeq and is a predicted model, not a curated record. Bases 63 to 1001 code for a protein of 312 amino acids. Lineage: Eukaryota; Metazoa; Arthropoda; Insecta; Siphonaptera; Pulicidae. The transcript is spliced from 6 exons.